CCGCUCCGCGCCUGCGCAGCAGAGGCGGCGGCUCGGGUUGCAGGCUCCCCGGACGCAGGCUCCUGUCAGCCCGUGGGUCGGUCCUCCCGCCGGCCCUCCCCUUCCCUGGUGGUGUCCGCCCCCAGGAUCCCCCGAUGGGGGAGCAGUGGCGACGGCGGCAGCGGACUAGCCGAGCGGGAGCGUGAGCGGCGCCGGGGCCCCCGUUCGCCGCCGCGGAGGCCAUGGGCGACCCAGCCCCCGCCCGCAGCCUGGACGACAUCGACCUGUCCGCCCUGCGGGACCCUGCUGGAAUCUUUGAGCUGGUGGAAGUGGUUGGCAAUGGAACCUAUGGACAGGUGUACAAGGGUCGGCACGUCAAGACGGGGCAGCUGGCUGCCAUCAAGGUCAUGGAUGUCACGGAGGAUGAGGAAGAAGAGAUCAAGCAGGAGAUCAACAUGUUGAAAAAAUACUCUCACCACCGCAACAUUGCCACCUACUAUGGAGCCUUCAUCAAGAAGAGCCCCCCGGGGAACGACGACCAGCUCUGGCUGGUAAUGGAGUUCUGUGGUGCUGGCUCCGUGACGGACCUGGUGAAGAAUACAAAGGGGAAUGCGCUGAAGGAGGACUGCAUCGCCUACAUCUGCAGGGAGAUUCUGCGGGGUCUGGCCCAUCUCCACGCCCACAAGGUGAUUCACCGAGACAUCAAGGGGCAGAACGUGCUGCUGACAGAGAAUGCCGAGGUCAAACUAGUGGAUUUUGGGGUGAGUGCUCAGCUGGACCGCACCGUGGGAAGGCGAAACACUUUCAUUGGGACCCCCUACUGGAUGGCCCCGGAGGUCAUCGCCUGUGACGAGAACCCCGAUGCCACCUAUGAUUACAGGAGUGACAUCUGGUCUCUAGGAAUCACAGCCAUUGAGAUGGCAGAGGGCGCCCCCCCUCUGUGUGACAUGCAUCCCAUGCGAGCCCUCUUCCUCAUCCCUCGGAACCCACCGCCCAGGCUCAAGUCCAAGAAAUGGUCCAAGAAGUUCAUCGACUUCAUUGACACAUGUCUCAUCAAGACUUACCUGAGCCGCCCACCAACAGAGCAGCUGCUAAAGUUCCCCUUCAUCCGCGACCAGCCCACAGAGCGGCAGGUCCGCAUCCAGCUCAAGGACCACAUCGACCGAUCUCGGAAGAAGCGAGGCGAGAAAGAGGAGACAGAAUAUGAGUACAGCGGCAGCGAAGAGGAAGAUGACAGCCAUGGAGAGGAAGGAGAACCAAGCUCCAUCAUGAACGUGCCCGGCGAGUCCACGCUACGCCGCGAGUUCCUCCGGCUCCAGCAGGAGAAUAAGAGCAACUCGGAGGCUUUAAAGCAGCAGCAGCAGCUGCAGCAGCAGCAGCAGCGAGACCCCGAGGCGCACAUCAAACACCUGCUGCACCAGCGGCAGCGCCGCAUCGAGGAGCAGAAGGAAGAGCGGCGGCGUGUGGAGGAGCAACAACGGCGGGAGCGGGAACAGCGGAAGAUGCAGGAGAAGGAACAGCAACGGCGUCUGGAGGACAUGCAGGCCCUGCGGCGGGAGGAGGAGAGGCGGCAAGCAGAGCGGGAGCAGGAAUAUAUUCGUCACAGGCUAGAGGAGGAGCAGCGACAGCUCGAGAUCCUUCAGCAACAGCUGCUCCAGGAACAGGCCCUACUGCUGGAAUACAAGCGGAAGCAGCUGGAGGAGCAGCGGCAGUCGGAGCGCCUGCAGAGGCAGCUGCAGCAGGAGCACGCCUACCUCAAGUCCCUGCAGCAGCAGCAGCAGCAGCAGCAGCUGCAAAAACAGCAGCAGCAACAGCAGCAGAUCCUUCCUGGGGACAGGAAGCCCCUGUACCAUUAUGGUCGGGGCAUUAACCCGGCCGACAAGCCAGCCUGGGCCCGAGAGGUAGAGGAGAGAACAAGGAUGAACAAGCAGCAGAACUCUCCCUUGGCCAAGACCAAGCCGAGCAGCGCAGGGCCUGAGCCCCCUGUUUCUCAGGCCUCCCCUGGGCCCCCAGGACCCCUUUCCCAAACCCCUCCUAUGCAGAGGCCGGUGGAGCCCCAGGAGGGACCGCACAAGAGCCUGGUGGCACACCGGGUCCCACUGAAGCCAUAUGCAGCGCCUGUACCCCGAUCCCAGUCCCUGCAGGACCAGCCCACCCGAAACCUGGCUGCCUUCCCAGCCUCUCAUGACCCUGACCCUGCCGCCCCCACACCCACUGCCACGCCCAGUGCCCGAGGAGCUGUCAUCCGCCAGAAUUCAGACCCUACCUCGGAAGCGCCUGGCCCCAGCCCGAACCCCCCAGCCUGGGUCCGGCAGGAUCAUGAGGCCCCACCCAAGGUGCCUCAGAGGACCUCAUCUAUUGCCACUGCCCUUAACGCCAGUGGGGCCGGAGGGGCGCGGCCAGCCCAGGCUGUCCGUGCCAGACCUCGCAGCAACUCCGCCUGGCAAAUCUAUCUGCAAAGGAGGGCGGAGCGGGGGAGCCCCAAGCCUCCAGGGCCCCCUGCUCAGCCCCCUGGCCCGCCCAACGCCUGUAGUAACCCCGACCUCAGAAGGAGCGACCCUGGCUGGGAGCGCUCGGACAGUGUCCUCCCCGCCUCUCACGGGCACCUUCCCCAGGCCGGCUCUCUGGAGCGGAACCGUGUGGGAGCCUCUUCCAAACUGGACAGCUCCCCAGUGCUGUCCCCUGGGAACAAAGCCAAGCCUGACGACCACCGCUCACGGCCAGGCCGGCCCGCAAGCUAUAAGCGAGCCAUUGGUGAGGACUUUGUGUUGCUGAAAGAGCGGACCCUGGACGAGGCCCCGCGGCCUCCCAAGAAGGCCAUGGACUACUCCUCGUCCAGUGAGGAGGCGGAGAGCAGUGAGGACGACGAGGAGGAGAGCAAUGGCGAGCCAUCAGAAGGGAGCAGAGACACCCCUGGGACCCGCAGCGAUGGGGACACAGACAGCGUCAGCACCAUGGUGGUCCAUGACGUGGAGGAGAACACCGGGACCCCGACCACCUAUGGGGGUGGCACCAUGGUGGUCCAGCGUACACCUGAAGAGGAGCGAAGCCUGCUGCAUGCCGACAGCAACGGUUACACCAACCUGCCCGACGUGGUCCAGCCCAGCCACUCGCCCACUGAAAACAGCAAAGGUCAAAGCCCCCCGAUGAAGGAUGGAGGCAGCGAUUACCAGUCUCGUGGGCUGGUGAAGGCCCCUGGCAAGAGCUCGUUCACGAUGUUUGUGGACCUGGGCAUCUACCAGUCCGGAGGCAGUGGGGACACCAUCCCCAUCACAGCCCUCGUGGGCGGAGAGGCCAGUCGGCUUGAUCAGCUGCAGUACGAUGUGCGGAAGGGCUCCGUGGUCAACGUGAACCCCACCAACACCCGGGCACACAGCGAGACCCCCGAGAUCCGCAAGUACAAGAAGCGAUUCAAUUCCGAGAUCCUCUGCGCGGCCCUCUGGGGCGUCAACCUGCUGGUGGGCACGGAGAACGGGCUGAUGCUGCUGGACCGCAGCGGGCAGGGCAAGGUGUACGGACUCAUUGGGCGGCGGCGCUUCCAGCAGAUGGAUGUGCUGGAAGGACUCAACUUGCUCAUCACCAUCUCAGGGAAAAGGAACAAACUGCGCGUGUAUUACCUGUCCUGGCUCCGGAACAAGAUUCUGCACAAUGACCCGGAAGUGGAGAAGAAGCAGGGCUGGACCACCGUGGGGGACAUGGAGGGCUGCGGGCACUACCGCGUGGUGAAAUACGAACGUAUUAAGUUCCUGGUCAUCGCCCUGAAGAAUUCCGUAGAGGUGUAUGCCUGGGCCCCCAAACCUUACCACAAAUUCAUGGCCUUCAAGUCCUUUGCUGACCUGCCUCACCGCCCUCUGCUGGUGGACCUGACGGUAGAGGAGGGCCAGCGGCUCAAAGUCAUCUAUGGCUCCAGCGCUGGCUUCCACGCCGUGGAUGUCGACUCGGGGAACAGCUAUGACAUCUACAUCCCUGUUCACGUAAGCUCGCCUGGACUGUGGGCAGAGGGGGGCCGCCAGCCUGGGCUGCAGACUCAGGGACUCCAGCCCUCCUCCCAGAUCCAGAGCCAGAUCACGCCCCACGCCAUCAUCUUCCUCCCCAACACCGACGGCAUGGAGAUGCUGCUGUGCUACGAGGACGAGGGCGUCUACGUCAACACGUACGGGCGGAUCAUCAAGGACGUGGUGUUGCAGUGGGGAGAGAUGCCCACUUCCGUGGCCUACAUCUGCUCCAACCAGAUAAUGGGCUGGGGCGAGAAAGCCAUCGAGAUCCGCUCCGUGGAGACGGGACACCUGGACGGGGUCUUCAUGCACAAACGAGCUCAGAGGCUCAAGUUCCUGUGUGAGCGGAAUGACAAGGUAUUUUUUGCCUCCGUCCGCUCUGGGGGCAGCAGCCAAGUUUACUUCAUGACUCUGAACCGCAACUGCAUCAUGAACUGGUGACAAGCCCUGGGCUGGAGCGCUCGCACGGGGACCCAGCUCUCCCCCCACAGCCAGACUUCCCAGGCCGCCCUGCUUCCCCCUCCUUGGGCUUUUGCUUUUACUGGUUUGAUUCACUGGAGCCUGCUGGGAACGUGACCUCUGACCCUUGAUGCUUUUGUGAUCACAUGACCACCUUCUUCCCCAACAUGUUCUCUUCCCCAAAACUGUGCCUGUCCCAUCUUCUGGAGAGAGGCACAGCUUCCCCUUAACAGGAAUUGAGUGGGCUUAGCCCCAUCCCCCCUUUUCUCCACUUAAGAGGAGAGUGCUUGGGGCUUGGACCCCGUACCCCACUGCUGCUGACUGGGCAGGGCCCUGGGCCCCUUUAUUUGCACGUCAGGGGAGCCGGCUCCCCCCUUGAAUGUACCAGACCCUGGGGGGGUGUCACUGGGCCCUAGGUUUUAGGGGGGUCACCAGCCACUCCAGGGGCAGGGACCAUUUCCUCAUUUUCUGAAAGCACUUUAAUGAUUCCCCUCCUCCCAAACCCCAGGGAAUGGAAGGGGGACCCCGCCAGCCAAAACAUUUCUCCCUUUCCAACCCUCAUCUCUUCUAGCCUCUGUCCUCUCCUGGUGGAGGGAGGGAGCAUGGAGCUCUGGCCCUCUGCACCCCCUUGCUUGCAUCUGUAUAUAGUGUGAGCAGCAAGUAGCCCUGUUCCCUCCCUGCCCCUCCCCCUCCUCAAUGUAGUGGCCUUGGAUAUCCCGUUUGUUAAUAAAGACUAUUCAACCAGC
This is a messenger RNA of Pipistrellus kuhlii (Kuhl's pipistrelle), 5179 nucleotides long. RefSeq names its product misshapen like kinase 1 (gene MINK1). NCBI's taxonomy places the organism in Eukaryota, Metazoa, Chordata, Mammalia, Chiroptera, Vespertilionidae. Gene Ontology annotation, biological process: protein phosphorylation. Gene Ontology annotation, molecular function: protein kinase activity; ATP binding. The transcript has 33 exons. The record is from RefSeq and is a predicted model, not a curated record. The coding region runs from base 222 to 4415 and encodes 1397 amino acids.